AUGGCGCAGUUCCUUGUCCCUGAGCAGCAGCGCGGUGGGAAGCUGCAGCCGAAGGCCAAGUGGGGCCUGCACCUUGGUGUGUCAGAGGCGAGCAAGGGCUGGGAGCUCCUUGACGUCGCCACUGACCGGGUGGUCACCACGUCGGACGUGGUGUUCUACGAGGAGCUGUCGCUGGCCGAGUGGAAGACGGAGCAUGGGCUGGUGUCCGGCCGCUUGCCGCCCUCUGACACCUCGUCGGCGACGCUGCCGCUGCUUGCCGAGGUCGGUGAGCUUGCUGCUGAGGACGUAGAGGACGUCCACACCCCUACCCCUCACCCUCUGACCCCUCCCCUCGUGGCCGACAUGCGUGGGCUGACCUCGGUGUCGGCCUCCGGCGAUGAGGGGAGUAGUGUGACGCCGCCUUCGGCGCCGGCCACGUGCAUCGCCGGUGGCCGACGUGACGAGCGGCGAAUCGACGAGGAAUUGGAGUCGACAGGGGAGGAGCAGGUCGGGGAGCAGCAGCCGACAAAGGAGCAGGCUGGCGUGAAGCCGACCACGGAGCAGUCGGCGACCGGGACGUCGGCAGGGGAGCCGACCACAGGGGAGAAGUCGGCUGGGAAGCCGACCACAGUGGAGCAGUCGGCUGGGACGCCGGCUGAGGAGCAGCAGGACGCCGAGGGCAGUGACGACAGUGACGAUGGAGGGGACGCCGAGGAGGUCCAGCAAGGACCGCGACGUUCAGGCCGACUUCGGAGGACGCCUGACUUCUUCGUCCCCGCUGCCUUCACCACGGUGUAUGACGUGGACGAUGACGACGACCUGCUGUACGACGACGCCGAGGAGGAUGAGGAGUUUCCGGAGCUCGACCCCGACAUGCUAGCUGACCCCGAGCACCGUUGGGACAUCUCGACGAUGACGGUGAAAGAGGCGCUGGCGAGCUGGAAGGGCCCGGCGGUGAAGGCUGCCAUGGAGGAGGAGAUUCGGAGCCUCAUCAACAUGGGCACUUGGGAGCUGGUCGAACGCCCGCCGGGGGUGAACGUCAUGAAGAACCGGUGGGUGUUGACGACGAAGUACCACAUCGACGACACCGUCGAGCGAGAGAAGGCGAGGCUGGUCGUGAAGGGCUUCACACAGGUGUAUGGCGCCGACUACGACGAGACGUUCGCGCCGGUGAGCAGCUAUGUCACGCUGAGGAUCUUCCUCAGCAUCGUCGCCGUCCUCAACCUUAACCUGAUGCAGCUCGACAUGAAGAACGCCUUCCUGCAGAGCAAGCUCGAUCGGGUGCUGUACAUGUCUCAGCCGGACUACUUCAACGACGGAACCGGCCGGGUGUGUAAGCUGCUGAAGAGCCUGUACGGGCUGAAGCAGUCGCCGUUGUUGUGGUACUUGGCGCUCAACGAUGUGCUGGUCGGCGCCGGGUGGAAGAAGAGCCAGGUCGACGAGGCCCUUUACUACAAAGUCGGCGAGGGUGAAGUAGCCUGCUGGGUGCUGGUCUACGUCGACGACCUACUUGCCGCCAGCAGCAGCGCUGCGUUGCUAAAGGAGUUGAAGGAGCUGCUGGAAGCCGCCUUCGAGCUGCGCGAGAUCUCGCCGGUGCAGAAGUACCUCGGGCUGGAGAUCGUGCGCGACAGGUCGGCGGGGAAGCUGUGGUUGCACCAGCAGGGCUACGCCGACAAGCUGCGUAGGCGCUUCCUCGACGAGGAGCAGACCGGGCGCACCCCGAAGACGCCGGUCUCGGUCGGUGCCUACGCCGAACUCACCUUCGAUGACGAGGAGGCGCAGGAACGGCAGGAGGAGGAGUACCGGCAGAAGGUCGGCUCGCUGCAGUUCGCGGCGACAACGACGAGGCCGGACGUCGCCUUCGCCUGCAGCAAGCUGGGGAGCGGCCUCACGGUGAGGAGCGACCAGCACUGGCGCGAGGUCGAUCGCUGCCUCGCCUACCUCGCCAACACACGCGACACCGCCCUGGAGUUCGGCGGUGGACCUGAGUCGCUGGAGCUGGUCGGCUACGUGGACGCUGACGACGCCGGUGACAAGCAAAACAGGACGAGCACGAGCGGCUACGUGUUCGUCUACGGAGGGGCUGCUGUCUCCUGGUCGAGCCAGCGCAUCAAGUGCGCGACGUUGUCGUCGACCGAGUCGGAGUACGUUGCGGCCACUGAAGCUGGCAAGGAGGGACGUCGCCUUCGCUUCCUCCUCGCUGAAUUCCGGCAACUGGACGCCGGGAAGCCGACUGUCCUGCGUGUGGACAACAAGUCGGCCAUCACGGUCGCCGAGGGCAUGGGGUUGACGGGCAACCUCAAGCACAUGGAACGGCGACAGGUCUGGCUGCAGCACAUGGUGAGGCGCGGGAAGUUCUUGCUGCAGUACAUCCCGACCGCUGAGCAGCCGGCCGACUUCCUGACGAAAGCGCAGCACUAUCCGGCCUUCAACCGGUGCUCCGUCGCAAUCGGCCAAGUGCGCUUGGCCGACGUGGGCGACGGCGGCAACGACGUGCAGCAGGGAGUGUCAACGGGAGUUGGGUGUUGGCCCCGUCCUCGCUUGGGCGGAGCCGACUGUAUGGUCGGGUGUGAGGGGAGCAGCCGACCUGCAGCAGUGGGUGAGCUGGUCGACGAGGAGGUCGACCUGCACGGGGGAUCACUGCACGGGCGCCAACUUUAG
Messenger RNA from Closterium sp. NIES-65, 2640 nucleotides. NCBI's taxonomy places the organism in Eukaryota, Viridiplantae, Streptophyta, Zygnematophyceae, Desmidiales, Closteriaceae. The record is from the annotation of a GenBank genome assembly.